AUGGCUAAUCUUGGUGCUGUUGGUGUUAAUAUUAAAUCCGCUUAUUUAUUCGACCAGUUUGUAAUUUUAAAUCAAAAUGUGUUGAACAAAGGUGCAAGUAUGAGUGAACUUAAAAAUCUGUGCAAAAGUGCAAGAACACCAAAAUCCUACCGAAGCAGCCAUCUCAAACCUGCUACCCUUAAAAAGCUAGGUUAUGUGUCAUCAGUUAUGAUUGUUUUUAUUACAUUUUUAAGUGUUUUAAUCAGAUUACCAUUACUCGAUGGUAUGAUGAAAAGUGCUCUCGGUAUAAGAUGUUUUUUACCGAACAAUUACUUUGUGUGGGAAGCCACUCGACCAGUUGCAGACUGUAACAUUUGCAGAGGUGUAAAUGAAGUUUUAGUGCUUCCAAAUAUUACAAGAGAAGAAUUCUUCACAUAUGCUUAUUCAUACAAACCCAUAUUGGUUAAGGGGGCUGCAAAACAUUGGCCAGCAGCAAACUCCUUUUCUUUCCACUUCUUUAAGUCGAUGUUUGAAAACAUUGAAGGAGCAUAUGAAAGUACGGAAGAAGACUGCCAAUUUCUAACUUUCAAGACAGAUUUUCUGUCCCUCAGGGAUGUGUUUUCUAUGCCCAAAUCAAGAGUAAAACUCAAAGACGGAGAAUCUUCGUGGUACGUUGGAUGGAGUAACUGCUAUCCGCCCGUGUUGGAAGUGAUGAGGCAAUAUUACAGUCGCCCGCACUUCCUCCCGGCCGAUGCGGAGCAUGCCCAUGUCGACUACAUCUUCAUGGGAUACCAGCAGGGCGCUGUCAUGCACCUGGACUACAUCAGUCGGUUAAUGUGGCAAGCACAACUACAAGGUCACAAGACAUGGAGACUCAACCCACCUCCAGAGUGUGAAGACGUCUGCACAGGCUUCCAGUUCAAGGUCGAACCUGGAGAUAUAUUCCUACUAGAUACCAGACAAUGGUAUCACGACACCUUCAUAGAAGAAGGUGAAUUCAGCCUUACGGUGAGCUCGGAGUAUGGAUAGAUCUCCAGUUUUAGUUACAAGUUUUACUAUGUAUAUAGUAUUUUGCUGUUUUUAUUUAGUUAGUGUAUGUGUUCUGUAACUUGUCUUUCAAAUGUUAAGCAUUAGGUUAGUUGAAACCCGAGUUUGUAUGUAUUUACAAACCUCAUUAAGUUAAUUGUUGCUAAUUUGUUUACAGUAUUCGUACUGUAGUUUUAAUUGUUUCCAUUUGCUAUUUUAGUUUAAAAUCUUAAGGCUGCUAAAUAUUUAGUUUAGAAUCAGUAGGCCCUAUUUAAAAGAUUGUCAUGCUUUCAAAAAAGAAGACAAGAUUUUUUCCCACACAAAAUUAUGUUCUACGCAUGUUUUUAUAUGAUAUUUUAUUAUUUUCAAUAUUUUAAAAUGUUUUAAUUCAGCGUAAUAUUUUAGUAAAUUAUCUACUGCCAUGUUCUUCCACAAAACAUCUUGCAAGUUCACAGAAAUAAUUUCUGAUCAAACAAAUGUCUUCCUUCAAAUAAUCAAAAAGUUAUUCUUAUUGAAAUUUGACAUUCCAUAAAUAGUAUUAAUUACUUCCCAUAUUUAUUUAGUAUUAAGAAUUGUAAAAAAAUCUACAUUCAGAAUUCAAACAAAGCAUGUAUUACUGUAGGUUGUAGAUAAUUUUUAUUCCAAUUUUAGCUUUUAUUAUUUAUUAAUGGUUGUUUAGUGCUUUAAUGUAUUUUAAAUACAUUUAUUAAUAUUCUUUCAAUCCAAGCUAAGCUU
Macrosteles quadrilineatus (aster leafhopper) is the source of this 1740-nucleotide messenger RNA. RefSeq lists its product as uncharacterized. The coding region runs from base 1 to 1008 and encodes 335 amino acids. Lineage: Eukaryota; Metazoa; Arthropoda; Insecta; Hemiptera; Cicadellidae. The transcript is spliced from 4 exons. The record is from RefSeq and is a predicted model, not a curated record.